ACAGCUGAAAAUUUUAAAUUCCACAAUUUUAGGAUGUCAAUGUCACAUAAUUCUUUUCAAUUUGUCAUUUGUGUUGAAACAUGGCUGAGGUCGACGAAACUUUGAAGAAGAAGCGUACCUUCAGGAAGUUUACCUUCCGAGGGGUUGACUUAGAUCAGCUUCUGGAUAUGCCCAAUGAACAACUCAUGGAAUUAAUGCAUGCCCGCGCUCGCCGGCGAUUCGCGCGUGGUCUUAAGAGGAAACCAAUGGCGUUGGUUAAGAAACUGCGCCGUGCGAAGAAAGAGGCACCACCAAAUGAAAAACCCGAAAUUGUAAAGACACAUUUACGGAACAUGAUUAUUGUCCCAGAAAUGGUUGGAUCAAUUGUGGGGAUUUACAAUGGAAAGACUUUCAACCAGGUUGAAAUCAAGCCUGAGAUGAUUGGCCACUAUCUUGGAGAAUUUUCAGUCACAUACAAGCCUGUCAAACACGGUAGACCUGGUAUUGGUGCCACCCACAGCUCCAGAUUCAUUCCUCUUAAGUAGGAUGUCUUUCUACUAGGUUUAAGCUAUUAAAAAAAUGUUUGCAACAAUAAAUGCUUGGAAACAAUAA
Molecule: messenger RNA, 591 nt
Organism: Pieris brassicae (large cabbage white)
Lineage: Eukaryota; Metazoa; Arthropoda; Insecta; Lepidoptera; Pieridae
Gene: RpS15
Product: 40S ribosomal protein S15
Exons: 4
Coding region: 81-524 (147 amino acids)
Biological process (GO): ribosomal small subunit assembly; translation
Cellular component (GO): ribosome; cytosolic small ribosomal subunit
Molecular function (GO): RNA binding; structural constituent of ribosome
Source: RefSeq, a predicted model, not a curated record